AUGCCAUCAAAUAGAGACAGCAGGCGCUUUAACCCCCGGGCUUUUCGGAUGUCAGCCGGAACCUCCAGCCCUAGGCCACCAAGUCGCGGUGCGCAUCGCUUGUCACGGCGGGAUGGUCUGGUUUUCCGCACGUUUAUUUCCUUGCCGCGGGAGGCCAAGUUACUAGAGUCUGCCGCCUCAGCAUCUACCGAAGCCAUCAAAAGCAAUGAAGAGCAAGAUUCAGAUUUGGACAAUUCCUAUGAUGCUUCGUCCAUCGCAAGUCUGGCAACUCACCUUCGGCUGACCCAAAGCAUGCCAACCAUAUCUGGAUUGCUCACAAGCGUGACUCGAGAUCAUCCCCACGUAUUUCCAGACGCCUGUCGUUUGGCCAAACGUUGGCUAUCUUCACAUGGCUAUCCUGUGAUCAUGUGUCCGUUCGAGGCUGAAUUCGAUGGUGUACGGCAUGUUUUUCACCCUACUACAACCAAAUCAUCAAAAUCCCACCAUCCCAUCCAAUCAGAUAUGUCCAGCGUGUCUAUUGACCUGAACCCACUGGAUUCCGGUGCUCGUUUGUCCGAAAUUGCCUUGGAAUUGCUGUUAGUAUAUGCAUCCGGUUUUUCCGCUAUGAUUGACCACAAAAGUGACUCUACAUCCGGCACUGCGCAACUCAAGCCCGGUCCACUACGUGCAGGCCCGACUGGGUCACCCUUGGCCGCUUUUUUGCGCUUCCUGAAAUUGUUGGCUCUUCACGAUUGGGAAAAGCACCCUCUAUUGGUUGAUUUGAAUGACGGGUUUUCAGACUUGGCGAAGCGUCGGAUCGCCUGCAACGCGCUACAGGGCAACCGUGGUCGUCUGCCAGCCAUGGUAAUAUGCACUCCAGUGGACCCACUUGGUACAGAAUGGACCACUAUAGGACCCACUCGAGCGGGACUCUCGACUCUUCAAGCGCUGGCAUUACAAAGCCAUUCUCUGCUAAGAGCCAUGCUUGUAGCAGGCGCCCGAAUCCAGGAUUUGAAGGCCAUUUUUAGACCUUGUCACAAGAAUCUGAACUUGCUGAUGUUGUUGAAGCCCGAUAUGUCGCGCGUGCGUGCACUGGAGGCCGUCGAUUUCCUCCCCUCUACUCGGUCUUUGAAACGAAGGGCUGCGCACGAAUCAGCUCCACCAGAUGAAAUACCCCCUCCUGGUGCUGCAUUCUGGCCCAUGGGAUACUGCUACGACCCAAUGACUCUGUUUGUUCAACUCCUUAAGUUUCGAUUGGGCAACUUCUUCGAACUGCGUUGGGACCGUCACGGUGGCAGUUGGAUUGGCCUCAAAUGGAAGUCAAAUAUGGUCACCAAGUCCGUCUUCUCUAAAGAAGUACUGGAUGGCCUAGUUGUACAUAAACAAUGUGGGACGCAAAUGUAUGUGGUUCAUCAGCCGUCUAGUCUGGCGGCUUUACUUCCCCAUUGGGGACAAAGAUUUGUGCAUUCCGUUCAAGUUAUUAACAGCGAAAUCAUUCCUGAACCGCACUCCAUGGAAUGCGAUAUUCCAAAAAAGAAACAGAAGAAGUAG
This is a messenger RNA of Dicrocoelium dendriticum, 1530 nucleotides long. The record is from the annotation of a GenBank genome assembly. NCBI's taxonomy places the organism in Eukaryota, Metazoa, Platyhelminthes, Trematoda, Plagiorchiida, Dicrocoeliidae.